CCAGGAAAGUUUGUAAUGUUAACACGAAGUAAAGGAUCCUCAACAGCUGCUGAUAAAGAAAGGAGUAACAUAACUUUAAUUCCAAUAAAGAAGGAAAUAAAAACAGAGCAGGAGGAGGUGACUGGAAUAUCACAUGGUUUCAUUUGUCCGCAAUGUGAGGCUCACUUCCUUUAUGAUGAGUUCUUUGUGGAACAUAUCAGAGAACAUCAUGGUGAAACAAUGAAUGAUAUGUCUACUACAAAUGUCUUGUUAAACUCUUUACCUUUAUCAACCAGGUUGGGCAAAGAGAAUACUUCUCCUGCUGGGAAAGCUUUUAAAUGUGACGAUUGUUCUUAUACCUGUAGUGAGAACAGUGAUCUUGUGAAACAUUUAGGUAUUCAUACGGGAGUGAAAACCUACAAGUGUAAGGAAUGUUCAUAUACUUGCUCUUUUAAAUCAACGCUUAUCAGACACCAACGUACUCACACGGGAGAGAAACCCUACAACUGCAAGGAAUGUUCAUAUACUUGUUCUGUUAAAUCAAAUCUUAUUAUACACCAACGUACUCACACGGGAGAGAAACCCUACAGGUGUAAGGAAUGUUCAUAUACUUGUUCUGUUAAAUCAAAUCUUAUUAUACACCAACGUACUCACACGGGAGAGAAACCCUACAAGUGCAACAAAUGUUCAUAUACUUGUUCUGUUAAAUCAAAUCUUAUUAAACACCAACGUACUCACACGGGAGAGAAACCCUACAGGUGUAAGGAAUGUUCAUAUACUUGUUCUGUUAAAUCAAAUCUUAUUAUACACCAACGUACUCACACGGGAGAGAAACCCUACAAGUGCAACGAAUGUUCAUUUGCUUGUUCUGUUAAAUCAAGUCUUACUAUACACCAACGUACUCACACGGGAGAGAAACCGUACAAGUGUAGGGAAUGUUCAUAUACUUGCUCUGAUAAAUCAAGUCUUAUUAUACACCAACGUACUCACACGGGAGAGAAACCCUACAGGUGUAAGGAAUGUUCAAAUUGUUUUGCUCAAAAAGGUCAUCUCACAGUGCAUAUGAGGACUCACUCGGGAGAGAAACCCUACAAGUGCAACGAAUCAAUGUUUUUAUACAAAAUGGGCCGAAUAGUAAAGCCAGGGAAGGUUGUUCUGGUUCUCAACGGGAGAAAUGCUGGACGAAAAGCAGUGAUUAUCAAGAGUCAAGAGGAGGGUACCGGUGAGCGACCCUACGGUCAUGCUCUUGUGAUCGGUAUUUCUAGAUACCCUAAGAAAGUAACAAAAAGUAUGGGCAAGACGAAACAGAACAAGAGGAGCAAGAUCAAACCGUUUGUUAAAGUCUACAACUGCAACCACCUCCAACCUACAAGAUACCAGCUGGAUCUCCCUCUCGACAAGGAGGUUUUAAAUAAGAACUCUAUCAAGGAUCCCGCUCUUAAGAGGAAAGCUUUAUCUCAAGUGAAGAGUAUUCUUGAAGAGAAGUAUAAAACCGCCAAAAGCAGAUGGUUCUUCCAGAAAUUGAGAAUAUAA
Molecule: messenger RNA, 1512 nt
Organism: Bolinopsis microptera
Lineage: Eukaryota; Metazoa; Ctenophora; Tentaculata; Lobata; Bolinopsidae
Product: zinc finger protein OZF-like
Exons: 3
Coding region: 16-1512 (498 amino acids)
Biological process (GO): translation; regulation of transcription by RNA polymerase II
Cellular component (GO): nucleus; ribosome
Molecular function (GO): structural constituent of ribosome; RNA polymerase II cis-regulatory region sequence-specific DNA binding; DNA-binding transcription factor activity, RNA polymerase II-specific
Source: RefSeq, a predicted model, not a curated record